CGAAGAGUCUCCGGAGCCGCAGAAGCGGCGCACUCGAUCCACCAGAGCGAAGAAGCCUUCGGUGCGGUUUGAUACCUCGGACGUGAAAGGGGCUUCAGCGAAAGGCAGGGAGGAGUCCCGAGAGUCCUCGAACCCAGAUGACUACCAGGAUGGACUGGAAGACCUCGUUUCAAUGCAAUUGCAGGAGGAUCUUACCAAUAGUGACUCAGUCCAAGUCGAUCAGACGGCUGCGAAAGAAGGUCCGCUUCCUGCGUAUGCCGAACAGUUCCAGUCUAUCGUCCAAACGGGCUUGACGAAAGAAUUACGAUUUCUUACCCAGGUUGUCCUCGAGAAGUUGAACGGGAAAAAGAGGGUGCCUCUCAAGGGGCUGGAGACAGAAUUCGACAAGGUCAACCAGCUCGUUGAGCAGACGGUCUCGAUCGGCGAGAGUAACUCGAUGCUGCUUCUCGGCUCGCGCGGCAGCGGGAAGACGGCCAUUCUUGAGACGAUCAUCGCGACGCUGAGGAGGUCGCAUAAGAACGAUUUCCACGUCGUCCGACUCAACGGCUUUCUACACACGGACGACCGACUGGCGCUCCGGGAGAUGUGGCGCCAGCUUGGUCGCGAGACGAACACCGAGGAUGAAGCCGGCAAGGUCAGUAGCUAUGCCGAUACGAUGGCCACUCUGUUGGCGCUCCUAUCCCAUCACGAGGAGCUCUUUGGCCCUUCAUCAGACCCCGAAAACGCGACUGCCGCCAAGUCGAUCGUCAUCAUCCUGGACGAGUUCGAUCUCUUCGUGACACACCCUCGCCAGACGCUUCUGUACAACCUGUUCGACAUUGCGCAAGCGCGCAAGGCCCCCAUCGCGGUCCUGGGACUCACCACCAAGGUGGAAGUAACAGAGAUGCUGGAAAAGCGCGUCAAGAGUCGCUUCAGUCAUCGUUACGUCUACGUACCUCUUCCACGAAGCCUCGAGGUAUUCUCCGACAUCUGCUUCGCGGGUCUCAACCUCGAGGACGACGAGGUCUUGGACCUGCUGGAAGACGCGGAUCCUGCUGAGCAAGCGAUCCUCAAGUCCGAGGGCUGGGGAAGAAUCCUCGCAGCAUGGAGGACGUAUCUACAGAACCUAUGGACCGACGAAGCAUUCUCCGCUCACCUACGACGGAUCUACUACCAAACCCGAUCCGUGAAGGAGUUCUUCACCAGCGCCCUGGUGGCCAUCAGCGAACUGCACCACAGCACCUACACCAACGGUGGCGGCAACAACUCCCAGCUCACCAUCCCCACCGCCACCACGUUCACCAGUCACCCGCUCGCCUGCCCCGAUCCAGCCCCGUUACCCUUCGCCCCCACGAUCACCGCCUCCGCGAGCCCAUCCUCUCUCCCGCUCUCCCUCCUUCUCGCCGCCACCCGCCUCGCCGCGCUCUACGACCCAGGCCUCGAGAGCGUCCAGACCCCAUCCGGAUCCGGAUCCGGGCCCCUGGCCCUCUCCUUCCCCGCCGCCUACGCCGAGUACGUGCGCCUGCUCACCUCGGCCAAGACCUCGGCCUCGGUGUCCGGCGCGGCCGUCACCCCCGGCCGCGUCUGGGGCCGGGAUGUCGCCCGCGAGGCGUGGGAGAAACUCGUCAGCUGGGGCCUCAUCAGCCCCGUCGGCAGCGGCAGCGGCACGACGGAUGCGCGCAUGUUCCGGGUGGAGAUUAGCUUCGACGAGGUGGUCGAGAUGGCUGGCACGGGCGGGUCGUUGGGUCGCUGGUGGCGCGAUGGGUAG
Aspergillus fijiensis CBS 313.89 is the source of this 1747-nucleotide messenger RNA. RefSeq lists its product as uncharacterized. Gene Ontology annotation, cellular component: nucleus; nuclear origin of replication recognition complex. The record is from RefSeq and is a predicted model, not a curated record. The transcript is spliced from 2 exons. NCBI's taxonomy places the organism in Eukaryota, Fungi, Ascomycota, Eurotiomycetes, Eurotiales, Aspergillaceae. Gene Ontology annotation, biological process: DNA replication initiation; DNA replication. Bases 173 to 1747 code for a protein of 524 amino acids. Gene Ontology annotation, molecular function: DNA replication origin binding; ATP hydrolysis activity.